Molecule: messenger RNA, 1232 nt
Organism: Medioppia subpectinata
Lineage: Eukaryota; Metazoa; Arthropoda; Arachnida; Sarcoptiformes; Oppiidae
Source: the annotation of a GenBank genome assembly
AAUGAUAAACACAUUUAAUUCGCUUCUAUUAAAGCAUUCAAAUAACUUUUUCAUCAAAAAUAUCUGUCAUUGAAAAGUGUUAUUCAAGAAAUUAAUAUUAAUUUUUGAUCAACAAUAAUGUCAUCACUUCCGCCGACAUUCAUACCCGAGUGGACGGAUAGGCGAACGUCCGAACAGUUGGAGUACAGACGCCUCGGUCUGACCGAUAUGUUUGUGUCCACUCUUAGCUUAGGUGGCGCACACGUCAGUAAGGAUCUGGUGUUUAGCGCCGACGGUUCCCAACUCUUAAGCGGCUAUCAAAACGUUGUCCAAUCGAUCCGUAAGACAAUACAGUCGGGAAUCAAUUUCAUCGAUACCUCGCCUUUCUAUGGGUGUGGGAAAGCGGAACUUGUGUUGGGAAAGGCAUUGGAAGGCAUUCCCCGCAAUGCCUACUAUUUGGCCACAAAAGUGGGCCGAAAACCCGACUGUACUUUUGAUUACUCGUCCGAAUGGAUCGUUCAGUCAUUUGAGUUGAGUCUGAAGAAACUCGGCGUCGAUUACUUGGAUUUGCUUCACGUUCACGACGUCGAGUAUUCCGAUGACAUCGAUAUCGUGAUCAACGAAACACUUCCAGCGCUCGACAAACUUCGGCAGCAGAAGAAAGUGAAAUACAUUGGUAUCACUGGAUAUCCAUUACACACAUUAAAAGAAAUCGUAGAGAGAAGUGAAGUGAAACUCGAUGUCGUGUUGUCUUACUGUCGGAUCACACCUUUCGACCAAACAUUGCUUCAAUACUUGCCUUUCUUUAAGGAUCAAAAGUUGGGCGUUAUAAACGCUGCUGUGUUGGGAAUGGGUCUGUUAACCCCGGGCAAUCAUGUGCCGUAUUGGCACGCGGCUCACACUACCAUUAAGGAGGCCUGUUCUCGGGCCGUCACCUAUUGUAAUGAUCGUAACGUAAAUAUCGCUAAACUAUCGGUUUAUUAUGCGUUACAACAGAAGGGAAUCGACACUCACUUAAUAGGAAUGGAAGAUGAGAACGCAUUGAAAGCCAAUUUAGAGGUUAUGAUCAACGGAUUGAAUGAGAAGGAGAAAGCGGUUCUUCAGGAGAUAACCACUAAUAUAUUCUCCAAUCUCGAUGUCCGCCACUGGGAAGGGGUAGAGCUCAAGAGAUACAGAACUGAUCCCAAAGAGUUUCAACGAUUUCUUCUCGGAGGCAAACCAUGAAAGUGAUUGUGUGUGUGAUUAAGUGAUUG